Messenger RNA from Leptomonas pyrrhocoris, 4580 nucleotides. RefSeq lists its product as hypothetical. Lineage: Eukaryota; Euglenozoa; Kinetoplastea; Trypanosomatida; Trypanosomatidae. The record is from RefSeq and is a predicted model, not a curated record. Bases 1869 to 4580 code for a protein of 903 amino acids. The transcript has a single exon.
AGAGCUGACCGUGCAGGUGCGUGCGUACUUCCCCACCCGCGUCACAGCGCACAAGGCGCGUAGUAGACGCUUUCCCAAAUCUACCUACCGAUUUCGCUUUCUUCUUCAAGAAGAAUCGCAACGAAACGUGGAAGGCAAAGUCCAACGCUCAACAGAACCAAAUACAUAAAUAUAUAUAUGUAAGCAAACGUAGACGAUAGAUAUCAACGUUGCGUUGCGAGAGGGGAAGAUUACGUUCAAACUACGCUUGAAACUGCAAUAUAUAUAUAUAUAUAUAAACAAACGUCAUUCAUAUAUUUCCUAAGCUCAGGGAGUGCGUCUCUUCUGCACGUCGAGGCGCCUCGUUUUUUUCCCUCUCUUUCUUUCUGCCGAGGCUUUCAGAGUUGUAUAUCUUAUAUACAUAUCCCGAUCACGACGCAGACUCUUCUAGGGGUGAACGCUGUCUCUCGCUAGUAUCUCCCUCUUGCAUUGUUUUCUCCCUUUUGUUUUUCUCCUUCUCCUAUCGCUGCUCAACUAACGCUUCAGCCCCCGCAGCUACCGAUAGUUGUGUUACACACACACACACCUAUAUUUCCUUGUUCCUGAGAGAACUAGGUACGACGCUGGACGUUGCAAGAAUCACAAGAGCGGCAACCGAACGCCAUUGUUUACGUCGUUUUUGGUUUGUCUUCUAAAUACUCUAUUCUUGGUUGUUUUGCCAUAGUCGUUCUCGGCUGACGUAGCUGCAGCUGCAACGGUAUCAUAGCUGUGGAAGAAGCACAGAGGCAGAUUGUUAAGAAGAGGAGAUAAACAAAUGAAUGAAGACAAACACCCCUGCUAGUGAUAGAAUACGCCUCCUACUCGAGUAUCGGUGUGUUCUGAUUUUGUUUGUUUUGGCUCCUCUUGAUUGCUUCUUCACUUUCCUAUAACCGUCAUUUUUUAUCCUUUCUUUUGGUGGUUUCGCUCUUCUUCUCUUCUGUUGAAGAACGCGCUGGUCCCUUCCGUUGUCAUAGAAGUGUAUAUGUCUUCUUCGCUUCCUUCUUCAUUCGGACUCCGUGUCAUCUUUCUAGCUUCUCUUCGCCUUUUUUUUUCUGCUUUCUACAUUCUCACAAGGCAACAGAUCGCAUACGUUGUCUUCGUCAACACAUGUUGGCGAGUGUGUGCGCGCUUUUCCUUUCUUCUCUUCUUCCCUUCUGUGUGUCUGUGUGGUUGCACCCGCUCUUCUCUCUGUCUCGCAGUUUCAUUCCUCUCCAGUUGACCCAGGAAAUAGCCGAACGACGUCCUGCUAUCUACAUUUGGUUAUAUGUAUGUGCAUACGUGAGCGUAGAGGAGAACGGAGGAAAGAAGAAGAAUAACACGUCUCUUUUUCUGUGUAUAUCGUCGUUGAUUCACUUGGGUUUUUUUUUUAAAGCAUAUUAAUUCCUCCUCGCCGCUUUUGUUUUCUCGACUCUGAAACUGUCGUUUUUCGUUUUUCCUUUCUUUGGGCUGAUAUUAUUGUUUUCGGUUGAAGCUUUUCCCGCUUGCUCUGUUCUCAGAUCCUCUCUUUCUCUCAUUUUGUUUUCCUUCUACCUAGUGUCUCGUUUUCAUUUCAUUAAUUAUUUAGUCCAUUACCUUUGACUCUUCUUUAUAAUUGGAGGCAUCGCCCGCUGUUCUCGGGGGUUUUCUGCCACCGUAUAUAUAUUAAUUUGGUUAUGCUUCUGCCGCGUCUCUUUCCUUUGAUAGGAAGGCGUUUUCGUUUUUCUCAGUUGCCGUAGGGAGACAACCGUCGUCUCGCUUCUGCGCGGUGCCACGAAUCUGUUGUUUCGUUGCUGAAAUACUCCUUGCUUUCUUUUUUUGAGCCUUGGAAUACGUGCUCUCUCUCUCACAGCUUUUCUUUUCUGCUGAGAGACAUGGCUAAGGAGGGCGAACUUCGCCACGCCCUUUCUCAUGAGAAGAGGAGUGUGAAGGAGAACGUGGCGAGUCUCCUCACACGCCUACGCUCCCCGUCGUCACCAGAGCGCGACGAUGCCCGCAGUCCGAAGUCGCGCUUGCACACCGCACCUUUUUUUUCGAGUCCGUCGGCAAGCGACAUCGCCCCGCUCUCGGCGUACGCAGAGGAGCCGUCGUGCCGCUCGCCGCCGUCGUCGCGGUCGCCGUUCAACUCGCCGUCCUCCCUCCACAGCGCCACCCCCAACUCGUGCGCGCGUCGAGCCCGCACUGCCACCAAGAUCGGCGUCUCCUUCUCACCAUCGGUGCGGUUUGCCUCGUGCCGGCAGCGCGGCAACCUCGCCAUUCCCCGCGGCGACUACGCCAAUGAAGAGGAUUCGGUGGUGGCCGCAGCCGCUGGCGCAGACGCAGGACCCUAUCCCAUCUCCUUCUUCCACUUCCCCACCAAGCCGGUGUCGCAGGCGUCGAGCGACACGGCCGGCCCUUCGCCGACUCGCUCAAGGGAGUUGAAAGUCUAUUGGUCGCCAAAGAGGCAGGCGGUCGAUGACGAUGACACGGAUAGCGCAGGCAGUCGCACCUUCUCUCUCCCUCGCUCAUCCACACGUUCUCUCUCACCGGUGAAGUCGCCUGUGUCGCUUGACGGCAGUUCCACCUACGACAUAGGCUUCUCGAUGCCGUCGCCGCUGGAAGUGACGCUGCUGGAAGAGGAGGGGACACCACGACCUCAUCAGCAGGCCCCCCGCGCCGCCCCAAGUCCGACCUGGCGGAGGACCCGAUCCCCCGAUGUGGAUCUCCUGGCGUUGGGUCCGCCGGUGCCGAAGGGGCAGCGACGCGCGGAGGCAGCGUGCCUGGGAGCGACCGUCCCGUCCGCCGAGCACACCGCUCUCGCCUCCCGCCUUGUCUAUUCGCAACGGCUGAGCAGUCUCGAUCUGCGUCUGCGGUCGAGGCCGACCGGGGAAGCAAACGACGUCAACGUCCGCUACACGGUUGCGCAGGACGGUGAUGCUCGCGGUGCCGCCGCGCUCGACGACGGGGAGCCGCCGCUGCUGCGGGACCGGUGGUACAACGUCGACGUUUCCGCCAAGAACCUCGCAGCCGUGGCCGCUACCACGUCUGGUAAGAGGAAAGUCAGCACUCCCAAGACGUCAAAAGCCUUUGCCGCUCCGCUGUCGCCACCACCUCUUCCUGUGUCCACACGGAGGACCUGUAGCCAGUUGUCGUGGGCAGAGUCGGGAGGUGAAGCGAGUACGUGGAGUCUGCUGUCUGCUCUCUCUCCCACCCCCCACGACGACCACGACCACUACCUCAACCUCGAGGAGUCGCUUCAAGCUCUCCCACACGCUGCGAGUGCUGCUGCUGUUGGAGCGAACACCACGAACAACAAAGCGCACCAUGGCGGGAUGACGGUGGAGCUUCUGACGGACGACAACGUCUCCUCGGUAACGCUGCGCCGGCGCCGUACUAGCUCUGCCGCCAUCACGAAGUUCAUGGCAGACGUAGCGGCGUCAGAUGCAGCAGCAUCACCGCACGGCCAUCAAUCACGACAGCCGUCCAUGGCCAGUGCGACGGCGUCCGCCAAAUGCUCUUGCAGCUCGUAUUCGUACUCCCUGCCGUCUAUUCCCUUACCGGUAUACGACCGCGCGAUCCCGGCACCCCCUGCCAAUCCCAAGGGACCAACGCCAGUAAAGGCAACGACCACGCCAGCGGCGGCACACAUGAGUACAAAGGCAGCCGUCAAAGAUAUCGGGAACUUGAGCUAUUCCGAUGUCCACGACGUGGUGGCUGCUGACGCGCAUGCCUCCGAGCAGAGUGCCUUUCCCCACACGCUCCUGCGCAAUUCAAAAACGAUCUCAUCGUCGGUUACGGAUGCGGAGCUGAUCCCCACCAAAGCCGCCCAUCACGGUCUUCCACCACCGCCGAAGCCACGUUCUCUCCCCCUGUUGACAACCCCGACGUUGAAACGCAUGUCCACCACCACCCCCGUCUCUUCCUCAACGCUGCGACUUGCUGCUGCUGCUGCAGCGGCGGCUGAAUGUGGGCUCUCUUCGCUGGUGUUGUCGAACACUUCUUCACCUGCCGCACGAUCUAACUCUGCAUCUGGCAGCACCCAUCUCGCACCCGGUGUAUCGGCCGAUGCUAUCACGCACGCAGCGGCGCACUCCGCGUCGCCAAACGGUGGGACGCCCACGCACUCAACGGUGAGGAUCCCUUCGCUUCCUGCACCGUCCAGUCGCUGGUCACCGCGCCGAUCGUUGGAGCUCAACCCGCAGCCGGUGGACGGCAUCAACACGGGACUUGGAGCAACGGCAAAAAACCUUGCACCCCAAACAGCACUUCAAUCUCCGCGUUCCGCAGCCACACCCGUUUCCUCUGGACGCGCCAUCUUACCCCAACGCGGCAACGAGGAAGGCGAACACCGCAACGGCGCGACGCCAUCGCCGUCGUUGUCGUCCGCAUCGCCGCACUCACCGCCAGAGAAUGUGGAAACGAAGCUGCACGUGCUGCGCGGACCUGCGGAAGGGAAAGAGGUGCUGGUGAUUCAGGCUCCUGUGCAUCCAAAUCUAAGUUUGCCGCGUGGGAGCGUCGUGAGGGCGCUAGCGCACGGGCACAGCAGCAGCGGCGACGCUACCCAUCAUUCCUCGCCGCCUCAUACCGCUUCGCAGCUGCCACCAUAA